AAGGCCUCUGUUGAUCUUAGAGACUACCCAUUCUGCCUACAAGGAAGGGCAAGGCCGUUCAGUGCUCACGAAGAGGGGAGUGCUCAACUCCUUGCACCUUCCACUCCUUCAUGACGGCCCCAUGCCAUCUGGGAAAUACAGAAAGGCAAUCAGUUUAUUUCAGGCCAGUUGGAUCCAGAAGUGCAAGACGACGCCAAGCCUGUACUGCAAUUGUGGGCACUAUUUGUCUUUAUGUGGGAUGUUCUGACCUCCUGCAGGGAUUUGUAACUCAGACUCUUAACUAGCUUCCUGUGUCAGCAGAACUCACACCAGCAGGUGAACAAACUGGACACACCCGUCUAUCAGAGAGAAGCAGACAUAAUCAGGGGCAGUAGACCGCACGAACUAGCUCAACCUGGGCACCAGGAAGGAUAAGUUGGAAGAGGUGCCCUGUAUUGAUGCUGGGUUGGAGCACGCUCACCAUCCCACACUGUGCUCUAUCGGUGCAUUCUCUAUUGCGCAUGCGCAAUUCCUGCAGUCGUUUGUCAGUGUGUGUGUGUCUGACCCACCUCGUACAGCUCAGGAAAAGGGAUUCACUAGACUGGGUUGCCUCUUCUGGAGAAGGUGUGGACUGGCUGAAGUCUGCGACCAUGAAGGUCAAAGUCAUCCCGGUACUUGAAGACAACUACAUGUACCUGAUCAUUGAGGAGCACACACGGGAGGCAGUGGCUGUGGAUGUGGCUGUGCCCAAGAGGCUGCUGGAGAUUGCAGGCCGCGAGGGGGUGUCUCUGACCACGGUGCUGACCACCCAUCAUCACUGGGACCACACACGUGGAAAUGCAGAGCUGGUGCACCUGCAGCCAGGACUGGCGGUCAUGGGAGCAGAUGAGCGCAUCUGUGCACUAACCCGCAGGCUGGCACAUGGGGAGGAGUUUCAGUUUGGGGCCAUCCACAUGCGAUGCCUCUUGACGCCAGGCCACACCUCUGGCCACAUGUGCUACUUCCUGUGGGAGGAUGAAUGCCUGGACCCACCAGCCCUCUUCUCUGGGGAUGCUCUGUCAGUGGCAGGCUGUGGCUGGCAUCUGGAGGACACUGCCCAGCAGAUGUACCAGAGCUUGACCAAGACCCUAGGCACCCUACCACCCCAGACGAAGGUGUUCUGUGGUCAUGAGCAUACGCUGAGCAAUCUUGAGUUUGCGCAGAAGGUGGAGCCCUGCAACAACCAUGUGCGAGCCAAGCUGUCCUGGGCCCAGAAGAGGGACGAUGAUGACAUACCUACCGUGCCUUCGACACUGGGCGAGGAGCUCUUGUACAACCCUUUCCUGAGGGUGACAGAGGAUCCAGUUCGUGAGUUCACAGGCCAGGUGGCACCAGCCCAGGUCCUGGAGGUGCUCUGCAGGGAGCGAGCACGCUUCCAGCUCGCUCUGGAGCCACCACAGCCCCAGGUUCGGGCACUCCUGGCCUUGCAGUGGGGACUUCUGAGUACACCCCAGGAAAAAUGAGCCCUGGGUGGAGCCUGCUUGUCUCCAUACCCCUUCCCCUGACCUCAGGCUGACUGGAACCCUGGCCUCCAGAACAUUCCUCUGAGGCCCUGCCACCUUGCUCUGAAGAACCAACAAAUGGUGCUUUCCUUCU
Microtus oregoni (creeping vole) is the source of this 1614-nucleotide messenger RNA. It is a transcript of the gene Haghl, whose product is annotated as hydroxyacylglutathione hydrolase like. Lineage: Eukaryota; Metazoa; Chordata; Mammalia; Rodentia; Cricetidae. Gene Ontology annotation, molecular function: hydroxyacylglutathione hydrolase activity. The transcript has 9 exons. The record is from RefSeq and is a predicted model, not a curated record. The coding region runs from base 438 to 1481 and encodes 347 amino acids.